Melozone crissalis (California towhee) is the source of this 1374-nucleotide messenger RNA. It is a transcript of the gene GET4, whose product is annotated as guided entry of tail-anchored proteins factor 4. Gene Ontology annotation, biological process: protein insertion into ER membrane. Gene Ontology annotation, molecular function: protein binding. NCBI's taxonomy places the organism in Eukaryota, Metazoa, Chordata, Aves, Passeriformes, Passerellidae. The transcript has 9 exons. Gene Ontology annotation, cellular component: cytosol; BAT3 complex. The coding region runs from base 39 to 1025 and encodes 328 amino acids. The record is from RefSeq and is a predicted model, not a curated record.
UGCCUGGCUCCCGCCUCCCCUCCCCGUCCUCCGCGCUGAUGGCGGCGGCGAUCAUGGCGGCGGAGCAGGAAGCCGCGAAAGGCGGCGGCGGCAGGAACCGCGGCGGCGUGCAGCGCGUGGAGGGCAAGCUGCGCGCCAGCGUCGAGAAGGGUGACUACUACGAGGCGCACCAGAUGUACCGGACGCUGUUCUUCAGGUAUAUGUCACAAGGAAAACAUGCAGAAGCAAGAGAACUAAUGUAUUCAGGGGCUUUACUGUUCUUCAGUCAUAACCAGCAAAACAGUGCUGCUGAUCUGUCCAUGCUGGUGUUGGAGUCUUUGGAGAAGUCAGAUGCAAAAGUAGCAGAAGACCUUUUAGAAAAUUUGGCUAAAUUGUUUAGUUUAAUGGAUCCAAAUUCUCCUGAAAGAGUGGCUUUUGUAUCCAGAGCACUAAAAUGGUCCAGUGGGGGAUCAGGAAAACUUGGACAUCCAAAACUACACCAGUUACUAGCUAUUACCCUGUGGAAAGAGCAAAACUAUAGUGAAUCUCGGUAUCACUUCUUGCACUCGACAGAUGGUGAGGGCUGUGCAAACAUGCUGGUGGAAUACUCCUCGUCCCGCGGCUACCGCAGUGAGGUGGACAUGUUUGUAGCUCAGGCAGUACUACAAUUUCUCUGCUUAAAAAAUAAGACCAGCGCCUCAGUUGUUUUUACGACAUACACACAGAAACAUCCUUCGAUAGAGAAGGGUCCACCCUUUGUGCAACCACUGCUUAACUUCAUCUGGUUUCUCUUGUUGGCAGUUGAUGGAGGGAAACUAACAGUAUUUACAGUAUUGUGUGAACAGUAUCAACCUUCACUGAAAAGAGACCCCAUGUAUAAUGAGUACCUAGAUAGAAUAGGACAGCUUUUCUUCGGAGUUCCGCCCAAGCAGACCUCGUCCUACGGGGGAUUGCUAGGAAAUCUUUUAAACAGUCUGAUGGGAACUGGGGAAGAUGAUGACACAGAAGAUGGUCAGGAAGACGGCAGUCCUAUCGAGCUCGACUGAAUGUUGUCAUUGGGUGCCGUGUAAAUCUGAUGAUUCGAUGACUCCAAAGACACUUUUGGAAUUUGAAUCCUGCAGUUGUUUCUUGGCUCCUAAAAGGGCUCCUCUGGUCUUUUAGAAAUGGUUGCUGAAAUGUUUAUACUGUCGGUCUAUAUUAUUUAUGUAAAAAAAAAAAGAAAGAAACCAACAAAAAGUAGCCAAACGAACCAAUAUUGGAGCGGUUGUUAGUGGGUGUCCGAUGCAGCAGCUGGGACUGAUUAAACAUAGUCUGCGGUUUCUGAUGCAGUAUUCCCUUUUGCACAGUCUUUAAUAAAGCAUAAACAUGGGGCUUGUCCUUCACGGCCUACCCAAU